CUCUUUCUCUCUCUCUCUCCUCUGCAACUCUGCAGUGUUCAAAGUUCCAACAGUUGAAGAAAGAACACCAUUCUCACUCACAGAGUCACAGCGAGCAUGCGAAAACGAAGAAUCAGGUUUCAAUUCUUCUUCGCAUUUGCAAUCGGAGAACGCUGAGGAAAUUAGGGUUCAGAAAAUCAGAAUUCAAAGCAAGUUUUGGAAAGGAAAAUUGAAAAAAGACAUGGUUUCUAACUACGCUUAUGCCAGUUUCAUCUUCGUUGUUGUCUUCUUGGCAACUUCGAUUUCUCGGAUUUCUGCAGUUACUGAUUCCCCAGACGUGACUGCUCUCCAGGACCUAUACAGAACCUUGAACUACCCACUGGAGCUUCUUGGAUGGAAUGGUAGUGAUCCUUGUGUGGAGUCUUGGACAGGAGUAGCAUGUUCUGGGUCAUCAGUUAUACACCUCAAAAUUCAAGGAUUGAACCUCACUGGGUAUCUUGGAGGCUUGCUUCACAAUCUACAAAGCUUGAAGCAUUUGGAUGUCAGUUCUAACAACAUAGUUGGUGAGAUACCAUAUGGUUUGCCCCCCAAUGCCACACAUAUAAACAUGGCUUGCAACUAUUUGAGCCAAAAUAUCCCUCAUUCUUUACCAACCAUGAAGAAACUGAGACAUCUGAAUUUGAGCCACAAUUUCUUAUAUGGACCCAUUGGCAAUGUGUUCACUGGCUUAGAUAAUCUCAGGGAAAUGGACCUUUCAUACAAUAAAUUCACUGGAGAUCUACCAAGUUCAUUUGGUUCCUUGUCAAGUCUUGGUAGAUUGUUCCUGCAGAAUAACAGAUUUUCUGGAUCAGUCACCUACCUGGCUGAGCUUCCACUCAUAGAUUUGAACAUUCAAGAAAAUCUGUUUAGCGGCAUUAUUCCACAGCAUUUUCAGACCAUACCAAACUUAUGGAUUGGAGGGAAUAAGUUCUAUCCAUUGGCCGACUCUCCUCCCUGGGCAUUUCCAAUGGACAGUGUACCAACUGAGCAUAAUACUAGUCUCCCACCCACAACUCAAGCAAAUGCCAUCGAGAACUUUGUUCCUCUCAAAGUAAGAAAACACAAGAAGAACCGUAUGGGUCCUGGAGGAAUAGCUUUUAUGGUAGGUGGAGGAACAUUAUUGGUAACUGGAUUCGCCCUCUUCAUCGCAAUCCGUUUGAAUCAAUUACAGAAACUGAGGAACUUUGAAAGCAACCAUAGCUCAUCGCCGCCUCAUCCUGUCAGUGCAGCCAAAGAAGUCUCUUCUACUGCAUUAAAUGAGAGCCUGGAAAUCCCACCUUUCAAUGCUGCAUCCCUUUUGCAUCCAAGGCGCUUACCUUCCCAGAACCAUAAAAGAAUGGGGGAGGCUUCAAGAAGAAGUUUAUCCGAAAGAGACAGAAUCACCGGAAGGACAAAGAUUUACACCGUAGCUGAGGUUCAGUUGGUUACAAACAGCUUCAGUGAAGACAACCUUUUGGGAGAGGGAUCUCUUGGCCCCGUUUACAGAGCUGAAUUUCCACAUAACAAGAUGUUUGCUGUGAAGAAUGUCCACAUGGCGGGCUUGUCUCUCAGUGAAGAGGAAAAGUUCUUAGAUGUCGUUUGUGUUGCUUCCCGGCUGAAGCACCCAAACAUAGUUUCACUGAAAGGUUACUGCUUGGAGCACGGACAGCAUCUUCUUGUUUACGAUUAUGUCAGAAAUUUAACUCUGGAUGAUGCUCUACACAGUGCAGCAUACAAACCUUUAUCUGGGGGUCUCCGACUGCGAAUUGCUUUAGGUGUUGCUCAAGCUCUGAACUAUUUGCACUCCUCUUUCUCCCCUCCUGUCGCCCAUGGCAACUUGAAGGCUGCCAAUAUUCUACUGGACGAAAAUCUGAAGCCUCGUGUUUGUGACUCUGGCUUGGCUAUUUUGAAACCACUGACAAGCACUAAAGUUAAAAUUCGGGCUUCUGAGAUUGCUAUUACAGACACAGGCUACACUUCACCUGAUCAUGGCCAACGGGGAAUUUGCAGCACUAAGAGUGAUGUCUUUGCCUUCGGGGUGUUGCUUCUGGAAUUGUUAACUAGAAGAAAACCUUUCGAUAGUUCUAGGCCAAAGGAAGAGCAAAAUCUAGCAAAAUGGGCUUCAUCAAGGCUUCAUGAUAGCAACAGCUUGGAGCAUAUGGUGGAUCCGGCAAUUAAAAGGACAUUCUCAUCCAAAGCUCUUUCUCGUUUUGUUGAUAUCAUCUCCCUUUGCAUUCAGCCUGUAAAGGAAUUCCGACCUCCAAUGUCUGAAAUCGUGGACUCUCUUGUAUCAUUUUCACAAAAGCUCGACAUGUCAAAGAGUGGUGAAGCAGAUGGUGUUGAAUUUGAUACUACCACCUUCCCCUUUAUGCCAUCACCCACAUUGAGCUAUGUGUCUGCCUGAAAUGUACUAACUCGGUAAUAUAGAAGCUAUAUAGUCUGUGCAAACUGGUUGACAUUAACAUGCUAGAAAUUAAAGUCUAUUUUAGUUUUUUCCUGUAAGCCCGUCUCUAAUGAAGAACAAAAAAUGUUACUUUCUAAUGUAAAUUUUACGAGUGCUGGAGGAGUAUACUGACUAGAUAUAUCAAUGGCAUUAAUAUGAUUGCAUCCAUCUCCUGACAUUUCUUGUAAGUUUUUGUUUUUGUUUUUUCAAUUUCUGUAAGUUUCAAUAUGAAAUUCAAGACACUUUUCU
Lotus japonicus is the source of this 2689-nucleotide messenger RNA. RefSeq names its product protein STRUBBELIG-RECEPTOR FAMILY 2. Gene Ontology annotation, biological process: protein phosphorylation. The coding region runs from base 221 to 2401 and encodes 726 amino acids. Gene Ontology annotation, molecular function: protein binding; ATP binding; protein kinase activity. NCBI's taxonomy places the organism in Eukaryota, Viridiplantae, Streptophyta, Magnoliopsida, Fabales, Fabaceae. The record is from RefSeq and is a predicted model, not a curated record. The transcript has 17 exons.